Messenger RNA from Didymodactylos carnosus, 4947 nucleotides. The record is from the annotation of a GenBank genome assembly. Lineage: Eukaryota; Metazoa; Rotifera; Eurotatoria; Philodinida; Philodinidae.
GCUGAUUGAGCAAUACCUUGUAGAGAAUCAGAAUAUUGCCAUGUAUGAUUGACUGACUGAUGGAUUUAUAUUUUCGUAGCCACAAGUAGACGAUAGUUAGGGAAGAAAAAGGAACAGAAAUAUACACGUUUAUAUAAACAAAAACAAACGCACGCUACUGGAAAGCAAAAGUGGUUCUGAGAAUCAAUAAAGUUUGCUGCCUUAUUUUAAAGCGAUUAAAACAAGAUAGUUCUUGAGUUUCGUUUUAAACGACUUUAUUGUGGAUGAUGUAAUAACAGCUUCGGGAAGGAUUAAAUUCUAGUCUGAAGCUGUUUGGCAGAUCAAUGUUUGUAGAACGGUUUCUGCUCUAGUAAAGGGAGUUUGUACUAUUCUCGAACGACUAAGACGGCUUGAUCUUCUAGAUUUGUCGUACUGGAUAAGUUUUAGUCUAGAUAAAGGAGAGAGGCCGUUAAGGGUUUAGAAAAAAUGUAUAAGACGAAAGUAUUUUCAUCUUAAAUGAAGCGCAGGCAGAUUCAAUCUUCUAAGUAAAUUUUGACCGGGAGUAGAAAAGUUUCGAGUGACCAUAUGAACUGCUGGAUGUUGGCUGGACUCAAGACGAGACACCUGAGUAAUGAAAGGGGUGUCAUAAAAGGCACAGGCAUAAUCUAGCUUAGUGAGGAUACAAUUCUUAUAGAUUUGAAGAUGUAUAUGAGCGGAUGCUUGUUUAAACUGUCCCUACGUAGCUCCAGGACGUUGCCGACAAGUUCGUGCUAGUACAAAUUCUCAUUGUUAUUCUAUGUUAUUUUUUUCAACGUAGUUAAGCUUGGUAAUGCUUGACUAAUAUUCAACCGAGUGAAUUCAUAUGUAUUCUUACCACAGAGUAUAAAUAACGACAGCGCAAAAUUUAGCAUUGUUUGAUUAUAUCUAACAUUAUUUUUUGGACAUUUUAAAUUCGAUGUUAUAUUAUUUAUUAAUGUUGUUAAAAAUCCUUCUUGAUGCUUAUCCAGGGAGAUAGUACUACUUUUAUAUAGGAAAUUAAUGCUUUCAAUAAUGGAUGUUUAAUUAUUAAUUUGUUCAAUGAUGAGCGUAGGAUAAGUUGGUUUGAUAUUCUAAUAUUUUUCCAGAAUAUUCUCAGUUAGACGUGUGACAGAAUGGUGAAAGAGUGUGACAUGAACAACUUGCCGAGCCCUCUCCAACGCACCUACUCCUGAAAUCUGGAAACCUUCUCGAAUAAAGAUACGAGUCCAAAACUGAGUUUUUUCUACGAGAGCAUAUUUCAAAAACUCAUACUUUCUGCAAACAUUCUCGGUGUGACGUGUGACAGAUACAAAAACUACUGUGACAUGCACAACUAGACGAGCUCGUUCCAAUGGUAUGUUCAGUAUUUAUACUAAUCCCAAAAACAUGAGAAAUACUGAAUGAAUGAGUAUUAUACUUACCAUAGCAGGAAAAUAUUUUCGAUGUGGCGUGUGACAAACUUAAAAGCUAGUGUGACACAUAGUGCUCAACGAGCUCUUUCGAAUGGUAUAUUAUGACUACUUUGUGUACAAGUGUGACGCAUGCAACUAUUCUAUUUUUGUUAUUGAAGUUUGAAAAUCAGGAAAGGCGCUCCGUUGAUCGUUUGCUGAGUACUUUGUUUUAUUUGCAAAAAAAGUUCUUUGAACCCUCAUUAUCGAGCAGAUUUAUUUUGAAGUGACCUUUUUAACAAAAGAAAAAAUGAAGAAGGAGAAAACCACCGAAAAGCACAAUUCAUAUAUUAAUAUUUGAUAAUUAUCGAAAAAUAAUAACAUAAUAAUGAAUCUUUAAUUCGCGAUGUUCGGAUUAGAGUUUCCUAUUUUCGAUAGAAACAGUCGCAUUAAUUCAUCAUUGAUUUCGUGGAGAGUAGUAGAUGGCUGAUAAUUUGGUUGUGCAGGGAUAUUUGUUAACUGUACAAUCGGCGACUGAGCGGAGGAAGAACAGCGAUAUUUGAAGAAGUAAAUAAGGGCUGCGACUCCUAUGAAGCCAAUAAUUCCUACAGCAAUAAUUGUGGGAAUUGUAUGCUGUGAUUUUAAUUGAACUGGGCCAAUAUUCCAAUUCAACAUAUUGUGCUGCUGAAUUACUAACUGGUCUUCUAACGAGUUAAUUAGAUCCACGGCACCAGUAUGGGGAUAUAAUUUGGCAUACUAACAUUUACAUGCUUUAUUCGGUCGAAUACACGCGUUAUCUCGUCGGAAUACGUUUUCAGAAUAUAGGGCUUAAUGUUGUUACACCUUUUUCCUCCUGCAAACGUAAUGUUACCUUCACAUGUUAAUAUUUCUUCACAACCAAGAUUUACGAUACCUAAAUCUUUAAUAUGAUGCCAAUCUAUACUAUUUAUCACGCAUGAUAAACUUUUGUUGGUAGAAAUAGCUAAAACACCAGGUGAAAUACGAACUACGUACGGCGAAGUAUACGAUGAUGGUUUUGUAUAGCACCUUUGCACACCUUUGCCGGCGACUAUCUCUUCUAAACAUUCAUUUUGAAUUCGGUUAUGUAUAACUGGAGGAUUUCGACACACGGUAUAAAUUCCAUAAUUACAAUUGUUUGCAUCAAGUUGCUCUAACCAUUCCAUGUAAGAUCCAUCUUCACCGAUGGCAAACAGUUUGGCAGACUAUAUAUCUCCACAGGUUUCCUCCCAUAAAAAUGCGGUAAUGUUAUAAUAGAAUAUAUUUGCGUAUAGACAUUUCCCGAUGUUUUCAGCUUGCUGAAAUAACUGAUAAAAACCAAAUUCCCCCAUUUGUUGUGUCACGAAUUUACUAACGUUAGACGCAGCAUUCAUUUAGAGGCCCAAAUUGAACAGAUUGAGCAAACAGCAUUCGAUUGAUGAACGUGGAUUUGGACUCUUGUAUAGUGGGAACAGAAUCGUUUAAUUUGGCGUAGGCCAUUUCGAUUAAUUCAUUUUGCUCAGACAUGGCCAAAAAAUCAAAACUGAGAUCAUUCUUUGUAAUGCGAUUCAUGGAUGACUUUAGUCUUUCGUAACAUUAUUAAUAAAAAAAUCGAACGUUGUCACGAGUUUGCUCGUCACUAACGUCUUGCAGAUUUUUGACCGCAGACAGAACGCCUGUAAGAGUUUUUUUCCAGUUGUUGACUAUUAAAUUCACUCUGUUCGAAUUUUUUUGCUAGUUGAACUGUCGUCUGAGUGACAUCAUACAGUGAACCUUGAACGGUGGCAAACUUCUGUGAAAAGUCUAACAUUGUGUUCUGUAACUGAUCCAUCCGAUCCGACAAUUUCUGAUUUGUGACAGAGUUGUAAACACCGAUACCACCGCCAACCAUUGCUCCGAUAACACCAACGAAACCCAAUAUAAGAGGUAGUAAUCAUUUUGAUCUAUUUUCGACUUCACUCCAGUUAUCAGAAGAUAAUGUUCCACGUUGAUGAUGGGACUGAGAAAGUUCCACAAGUCUGGCGUGAUAUUUUUAACACAUUACUAUUUUGUUUGACAGUUCCAUAGAUAUUAACGGACACAUGUGUUCGGUUAUUCGAACAGACAUCGCAAUAGCAAACAUAUCAUCAACUUCAAAAUAUUUUCCGAUCCUUAUUAAAACGACUCCAGACGUUUCGUCGACGAUUAACGGUUCUUCUCGAAUAAUAUGAUUAAAAAUUGAAUAAUUCUCACCGCCGACAAGAAAUAUCUCAUCCACCAAUAGCUUAAUAGCAAUGAAUACAAUACUCGUCUGUUUUGUAACAGCCAUCUAAUUCGACCGUUGACAAUUAUUGAAUUUAUAAUUUAUGAAAAUAGAUUAUAUUUAGUACAAACUACUCGUCUUUUAAUGAUGUUUUAUAAGAGUAACUUAAGAGAGAGUGAUGAUGGCAUAUACAUUAAAAACUUGUUUGCCGUGAGAUGAAAGAUGUUAUGAACUCAACUAUUAUACGAUCAUUUUCUAAAUAAUGUUUAAUGGAAUUAAAAAAAAUUCAGUGAAAAAACGGAUGAUACAGAUAAUCGUUGGGGUUUGAUUGCAGUUACUGAUGGUUUUUUGGCCGGCGUCAAAAAAUUGGGAAACGGUUAUCGUGAUUUGGAUCAUGAUGAAGUAGGUUUCAGAUCAGAAGAUUCAAUUUGGGGUAAACGUGCCAACGAAAUGGGUCCAUUACGAGUUUUUGAAGAGAACAUUGAAAAAGCUAAUCCGAGCUUGUUAGAUGCUGGCAAUUUUACUAGUUGUCCUACAAUAACAGCCAUAAAGGCUAUGGCGGCUGAAUAUCGCCAAGAAAAUCAGUUAGAUCAAGAUUAUCACAGCGAAGUCAGACUCUUGUCUCAUGCCUUGGAUAUUGCUGAUACAACCUCCAAUACUUUGAAAGUCAAACAUGGAAAAGAACAGUUUAAUGAUUUUGAUUUACGCGUUAUGGGUUACCGUAGAACGCAGAUAAAUUCUGCUGUUGCUGAACAUGAUGUUUUAAUAUUUGUGGAAAAUACACAAUCAUUUGCAUUUUUACUUGAUGUCGGAAACUGGCCUGUGCAACUUGUUGGAAAAGAAUAUAGUCGAAAGAUGCCUUCUAUUCCUCCUCAAUUAUCUGGUGUUAUUCAAAACGGUGCUUUUAAUGUCGAUUGGGAUGAAUUUGUUCAGGAUAUUAAACGUCAAUAUGCUCGAGUGAUCAAUUUCGAUACUGUUCGUAAUGAAUUUUUGGAAGGAAAAUAUGUAUAUGUGCAUUUUAUGCGGUAUCCAGUAGUGGAAUAUAUGGCUUUGACUCAAGUACUAAUAUUUUCUCGAUGUAUGCAAAUUGGUCACUUCCAGAAAAAUUGUCCACAAAAAGAUGAAGUAACUUGUAAAAGAUGUGGAGCAAAAUGUGCUGAUAUCAAAAAGCACGAAUGUCAAGGUGUUCCUAAAUGUAUUCGUUAUGGUGGAGAUUACAAGUCCAGUGACACUAAAUGCCCAAAAGUUAAAGAUUAUCGAGCCGCUUUAACUCGUACUCUUCCAGCAACAAGAAAUAAUGUUCAAGUUACUCAACCUGUAUAA